AUGGAAAAAACUAUACAAUUUUUUGACACUCUAAUGUUGAAACACAGUAAGCUUAAAUGGGUUUAACGGUAGGCUAACCAUUUUGUGAUUCAAAUUGAUUCUUUUUUAAUACAAUUUUAUUUAAAUUUUUAUAAAUUUCAUCCAGAGUUUCAUACAUAAAAGUCAUUUUCACACAGUUUAAAUAUAUGUUUUUUUGUUCUUUAUAAACUUCAUAUCUUACAAAUCAUUUUAUUUUUUUAUUUUCAUAUAAUGUUUUACAACAAAUGACCGGAACUGAAAAAACAUCAUCAAAUCUUAGAGACGAAUUACAGGAAAGUAUUCAGAAUACAGAGAACCUAUGCGUUGCAAGAGAAAAAGAACUUUAUCGAAAGCUGAAUCAAGGAAUUCUUAGCAUUAAAGAACGAUUAGUUGAUGAAGACAUCAAUACCUUUUGCACGCUUCGUGAGAAGAUAGCAGACAAUAUUAACAAAUUUUCUGAGUCGUUUUCCAACUUGAAUUGUGAAACGAAACAUUUAAAAGAAGAAAUUUCGUACGUCGAAACAUUAAAAAAAUCAUUAGAUAAAGCUUUAUUGUAUUCUUUACAAUGUCAACGUUUACAAAAAUGUGAAACUUUACUCGGAAAAUCUAUGGAGGAUAAUGAUUUUGAAUCUUCAGUACGUAGUAUUCAAGAAAUGCAUGACAUUUUAGAUAACAAUGGGAGUUUACGAGAUAGUAAUAAACAUAUCGUUUCAUCAAUGCAAUGUUUUGAACGAAACCUAAUAGAGAAAUUUCAACAACUUUUAGUGGAAUCCAUUCUUCAUAAUGAUUUGAUUGCAACCCGAAAACUUUGCCAAUUUUUGAAAUCACUGAAAUUACAAAAACUUGUAAUAAACAAUUACUUAUCCGUGUUGAAAAAUUCAAUGCAAUCUCAAAUUAUAUCAGUUCCUAAUUUUGGCAAUAAAGAAGAGUACCAGCUAUUCUUUCAAAAAUACCCUUUUUAUUUUGCUGAUACCUUAAUCAAAUUAUUCACUUGCGUUAAAAAAUUUAUUGAAGAACAUCACAGUGUAAAAUAUGUUUUGUUUUCUCCAUUAUGUUUUCUAUGUAUUUUCGUUCCCCUUUAUUCCUUAAUUUAUAUCUUGCUAAUCCUAAUUUUUUUUUUGAAACAGACUAUAAUAACAGUUUUGAGUAAUAAUCAGUUUCUACUACUUCUUCGUCAAAUAGAAAAGGAAGCAGAUAAUCAAGCCGUUCCUUUACUAACAGAAUUUCAAAGAAAAAACCAUAAGAUUAUCAACUCUUCCCCUGAAACUCUAAACUUUUCAGCUUUACGUGAAACAGAUGUACUAUUGGAAGAAAUGAGUAUUAUCUCUUCACGUGUUCAACAAUUUGUGCUUUUUUUACAUUCUAAAAGUCAACCAUGUAAACAGGCAAUUGAGGAACAUUCAUCAGAGAAAGCAGUCGAUUUAAUCAGCGACCCUAAUGUUUCUUGCCUUCAUGGUCUUGCCGAGUUAUCUUCGUUAUCGCGACAAUCCCAGGAAAUAAUGGGUUUGUAUGUCUCCUUAGAGCAUGCUUACGCCCUUGUUUCCUUAAGAAAAGCAUCCGACGAAGCUUACGUUAUUCUUGGAGAUUAUGAUCGUUUAGGAACCACAUUUCCCGACGACGUUUUUUUCAUUUUACGCAAAGUUAUUAUACGAUCUAUUGAAACGCAUGAUAACUGUGCUUUGUGCGCUGUUAUAAAUUUUCUCUCGGCUUUGAUUUCUUCUACAAUGAAAGCUACCUUAACCGAUUCUUUAGCAACAUCAUUUCAAUUUUACACUACAUGGAUGAAUACACAUUUCCUAGAGGAGGAGUCUACUAUUUCUCAGAAAAACACUUUUCAUAAAGCACUCGAUUCACUAAUUAAUAAACCUGAACGAUUAGGUGAAUUAACUUCUAUGUUAAAAUGGUCUGCUUCCCUACAACAGUUACCCUCAUCAAAUAAUAAAGCAAUUCAGCCAGUGUCCCAAUGCUCAGUGAAACUUAGUUGGCCUCAUCUUUUGAAUGAUCUUUGUACUUGUUAUGAAUCUAUAGAAAACUUGGGUCAUUUAAGCGAAGACCAUUUUUCUGCAGCAUGCCUUGCAAAUGAAACAAACACUCUUUUUCAAGAACGACAAUCGUUAAUGUUUCAACAAAGCCUGUUAAGUCUUUUAGCUACAAAAAAAGAAUAUUGGGAGACAUUAGACUAUUAUGUUCAACUUUUUGUUAACCAGCCUUUAAGUCCUCUUUUAACAUCAUUUUUUAAUGAAUUUCUUACAAUCCCUUCUAUUCUUGAUGAUACCAUGUUUGCAGAUUUUCAAGUUAAUGAUCCAUUUAUUAAAAAAUUUAUUAUGAAAAUAAAUCAGAUUAUCAAUCAUAUUCAAACAACAUAUACUUUACAAUGUUCCAAUCUUCUCAUCGAUGCUUUGAUUAACAAUAUGGCGGUGCGAUUUGAAGAUUGUAUUCUGAAGAAAAAAUUCUCAUUAUUAGGAGCUGUCCAAUUAGAAGCGGAUUUAAGAGCUUUUAUGAAUUUUUUAACACAAAAAUGCUCCCGACCUUAUAUUUCUAAAUUUACCAAGCUUAUGGAUAUAACAGAAUUAUUAUGCGUAUCGUCUCAUGAUGAGUUCAAUGCGAUCAUAGAUUCCUUAAAAAAUGAGAGAACGUUGACACUUAGUGAUGAAGAAAUAAAAAAAUUGAUAGAAAAUCGUGUUGAUUUUACCAACUAAUUAUAUCAUGAUUAUCACAAGGUUUUCGUUUUCAAAUGAUGGUACUCAAUUUGAAGAUACUAUAAAUUGUAAAGUUAAACAUUCACUUGACGUGAAAAUUUCUCCA
Hylaeus volcanicus is the source of this 2823-nucleotide messenger RNA. Its product is annotated as conserved oligomeric Golgi complex subunit 4-like. The record is from RefSeq and is a predicted model, not a curated record. NCBI's taxonomy places the organism in Eukaryota, Metazoa, Arthropoda, Insecta, Hymenoptera, Colletidae. The transcript is spliced from 16 exons. Bases 264 to 2717 code for a protein of 817 amino acids.